AUGUCUGCCUCCACUGCCCACACCACGUCCGAGUUCUCCCCCACGAGUCUGAGUAUCUCCAUAUCAGCCUCGUCCCCAAUGGAGAAAUACCCAGCCAAGCAGCACGCGCGCAACGUCGCCAAAGAGCUCCAAGUAAAGGACGGCCUGAUCUACCUCGAGGGCACACCAACAGUCCUCUUCGAGGACUCAGACGAGGCAGUAAAGUUCCGCCAAAGACGCUACUUUCUGUACCUUUCCGGUGUCCCGGAUAUCCCAGACUGCUACCUCAUCUACUCCAUUCAGGAUGACAAGUUGACACUCUAUAUACCGCCCUUCAACCCCAGCCAGGUGCUCUGGUCAGGCCUGCCGCCGUCGAUCGAAGACUGCAUCUACAAAUACGACGUCGAUGAAGUCCUGCACUCGACCGCCGUCGCUGACGACAUCCUUAGCUACCACCUCAGCUCCCCGCACUCCCCCCUCUACAUCUUGCACACACAGCAAUCACUCAUCCCCACCACCGUACCCACAACUAGUAUCAAUAACCGCCACCUGCAACCCGCAAUGGACAAUGCACGCGUCUACAAAGACGACCACGAGAUUGCGCUCCUCCGCAAAGCCAACGCCAUCUCGGCCGCCGCCCACCGCGCUGUCAUGGCCGCCGUCCGCACCGCAAAGAACGAGGCUGAACUUGAGGGAAUCUUCCUGCAGCAGUGUGUCUCGCGGCAGGCAAAAACGCAGGCCUAUGAUCCGAUUGUUGGGUCCGGGCGGAACGCGGCGACGUUGCAUUAUGUGCGCAACGAUGAGCCGCUGAAGGGACGGCAGUUGGUGCUACUGGAUGCAGGUGCGGAGUGGGAGGGGUAUGCGAGUGAUGUGACGAGGACUUUCCCGAUCUCGGGGAGAUGGACAAAGGAGGCGAAGGAUAUAUAUACCAUUGUAGAGACGAUGCAGCGUGAGUGCAUUAAGCGCACUGUGAAGGGCGUGGACUGGCGGGAUACACAUACGCUUGCACACCGGAUUGCGGUGAAGGGGUUGAUGCAGCUGGGGAUCCUGUAUAAUGGCACUGAGGAGGAGAUCUUCAGGGCCGGUACUAGUAAGGCCUUUUUCCCUCAUGGGCUGGGCCACUUUUUGGGGCUCGAUACGCACGAUGUCGAGGGGACACCAGAUGUCAACUGGAAGGCUGAGGGAGCUAGUGUCUCGAUGGCGCCGACGCUCCCGACGCCGAGAGUGGGCAGAGGGCUUUAUAAGACGGCAGUGAGAAGGACUUUGCAGCCACGAAUGGUCAUUACCGUGGAACCGGGAAUAUACUUUUGCGAAUUCAUCAUCCUGCCGUACUUGGCACAUCCCACACACGGGAAAUAUAUCAACAAAAAGGUUUUAGAUAGGUAUUGGGACGUGGGGGGUGUCAGGAUUGAGGAUGAUAUCCUGAUCCUAGAAAACGGCAAUGAGAACUUGACUGCGGCGCCCACGGGUUCCGAGAUGCUGGCAUUGAUCAGUCAGGGUCAAGGUACAUGUAAUGGGUAUGAAUGGUAA
This is a messenger RNA of Morchella sextelata, 1509 nucleotides long. RefSeq lists its product as uncharacterized. Gene Ontology annotation, molecular function: metalloaminopeptidase activity; manganese ion binding. The coding region runs from base 1 to 1509 and encodes 502 amino acids. The record is from RefSeq and is a predicted model, not a curated record. NCBI's taxonomy places the organism in Eukaryota, Fungi, Ascomycota, Pezizomycetes, Pezizales, Morchellaceae. The transcript is spliced from 5 exons.